GUUGUCUGUAGGAUACAGGCCUAUUGAUUUCAGUCUGCCUAUUACUCCUGCUAUUCCCUCCCUCCCCCUUCCUCCCCUCCUCUCCUCUCCCAUCGCACUCACGCUUCCCACCUCCCCUCCUUCUCUCUCUCGUCUCUUCCUUGGACUGCAGCAGAGAAAAACCGCUGCAUCGCACACAAGACAAGAAAGAAGAAAUCUCCGGCGCGAUGCUUUUCCUCCCUGUUGCUGUUUAAAAAAGAGGCAGAGAGGAGACUCACCGGAGGCUCGGCAUGAUGCACCCAUGGUUCCUCUCAGUACGCUGCUGAUGGUCUCUUCUGCUGAGCUCUGACAGGACUGAGGAUCUGUCCAAUUUGAGAUCAACCGUCUCCAUUUCAGCAAAGUCUGGCCACUCCCGUUCCCAAUGGAACUAGACGUCAUUACUUAAUCAUUACUUUCCUGGCAGCGGAGUGACUUUUCAGCACCAAUAAACCGUCUUAAGUCUUGAUUUUACUGGGAAUAGAAGACCAUAAAGAAAGAACAUUGGGUAGGUUUGUCGGAGUAAAAGCUCAAGAGGGUUGAGUUAAGAGACUUUUAGUGCCUGAUCUCUUUGUGCCAAGAUGGAUGAAACACAAAACAACAGGACUUCCUUGGCUAAAAGCGCCAAGGACAUCGCUAAAGAAGCCAAGAGACAUGCCUCCAAAAACUUAAGCAAAGCUGUCGAUCGCGCCUCGGACGAAUACUCGACUCAACGCAGCUACAACCGCUUCCAGAACGAGGACGAAGACGAGAACAACUACAAUUCUUACAAUGAGCGAGACGGUCACUACGCCGGCAACGCCGCCAACGACGAGGACGGGGCCUCCAGCGACGCCACGGAAGGCCACGACGACGAAGACGAGAUCUACGAGGGGGAGUACCAAGGCGUGCCGGCCUACAGCGACGGGAAGGCGCAGGUGGCUCUGGGCCAGCCGGUUUCCGACAGCCUGAAGAGCCACAAGGAGCUGGAGAACGAGAGGCAGUCGGACGAGGAGGAGCUCGCUCAGCAGUACGAGCUGAUCAUGCAGGAGUGCGGACACGGCAGGUUCCAGUGGCAGCUGUUCUUCGUGCUCGGCUUGGCGCUCAUGUCGGAUGGCGUGGAGGUGUUCGUGGUGGGCUUCGUCCUGCCCAGUGCUGAGACGGAUAUGUGCGUCCCCAACUCUGGAGCUGGAUGGCUUGGCAGCAUCGUGUAUCUGGGGAUGAUGUUCGGGGCCUUUUUUUGGGGCGGCCUGUCGGACAGGGUGGGCCGUAAACAGUGCCUGCUGAUCUCCAUGUCUGUCAACGGCUUCUUCUCCUUCCUCUCCUCCUUUGUCCAAGGCUACAGCAUGUUCCUCUUAUGCCGCAUGGUGUCUGGCUUUGGGAUCGGUGGAGCCGUACCGAUCGUGUUCUCGUACUUUGCGGAGGUUUUGGCUCGGGAGAAGAGAGGAGAGCAUCUGAGCUGGCUCUGCAUGUUCUGGAUGAUCGGAGGAAUCUACGCCUCAGCCAUGGCCUGGGCCAUUAUACCUCACUAUGGCUGGAGUUUCAGCAUGGGCUCGGCCUACCAGUUCCACAGCUGGAGAGUGUUUGUGGUGGUGUGUGCGCUGCCGUGUGUGUCUGCUGUGGUCGCUCUCACUUUUAUGCCUGAGAGCCCCCGUUUCUACCUGGAGGUAAGAGAGAGAGAGACGCAGAGUGUCCCAGGAGUGAAGCCUGAGCGGUAUGAGGAGGGUUUGAAAGUCAAGCACUGCGCCCUCUCCCUGGUGGGUGAGCCAAUCAUGUAUCCUGAAAUCAACACCUUCAUCCGCCUCCUCCACUCCCACAAUAUCUCCAGUUUCCUGGUCACCAACGCACAGUUCCCACAGGAAAUCAGGACUCUGGUGCCGGUCACUCAGCUGUAUGUCAGUGUGGAUGCGAGCACUAAAGACAGCCUGAAGAAGAUCGACCGUCCACUGUUCAAAGACUUCUGGCCUCGCUUCCUGGACAGCCUCCGGGCGCUGGGGGAGAAGGUAGGCAGAGCUGGUUUU
This is a messenger RNA of Labrus bergylta (ballan wrasse), 2015 nucleotides long. The record is from RefSeq and is a predicted model, not a curated record. NCBI's taxonomy places the organism in Eukaryota, Metazoa, Chordata, Actinopteri, Labriformes, Labridae.